Messenger RNA from Xiphias gladius (swordfish), 12694 nucleotides. RefSeq names its product suppressor of glucose, autophagy associated 1 (gene mtcl2). Gene Ontology annotation, biological process: regulation of autophagy. Bases 334 to 6132 code for a protein of 1932 amino acids. The transcript is spliced from 24 exons. Lineage: Eukaryota; Metazoa; Chordata; Actinopteri; Istiophoriformes; Xiphiidae. The record is from RefSeq and is a predicted model, not a curated record.
UGCCUCUCUGUUCUUACCCACAACUCCUAAGAGCAGGAACCGGCUAGUGGAUGCCAUCGAGACGGAGAUCAUCAGCAGAACAGAGCGGGAUCACUGACAAAUUCAUCAGCCGGAGUGGAAAGGGGGAUUAUAUUUUGCUUUCUAGCGGUUUUUGGACUCUGCUUCCUGUUUCCUCGUCCUUUUGCACUACGGGAGCUCUCAUUGUGGCUGGACCGAGGAUCACCUCCUUUUGUGUUGCUCUGCAGUUGUUUAUUCACACUCAACAACUUCUGCCUCCUCUUUCCUCAAAUAGGAGGUUUCAUUUCUGAUCUUGUUUCGGCCUAAACGGAAUGAAUGACAAAAACAAAGGAGGUUGAUGUCCAUAACUCUCCGACUCACCUCUUCUUCGCCUCGCCCAAGGAACGGAGACUCCAUCUCCGGCAGAAGAUGGAAAGCGGAGGCGGGACUGAGGGCUCGGACAGCGGGCAGACGCAGCACGCGGUGCCCGGGCAGCAGCAGCUAAAUCCCCGGCCUGAAACUGCGGAGCUCUCUGCGGUGCUGUCCGCUCAGCCCCCGGGCGGGAAGAAGAAGAUAAACCGGGCGCCGUCCCCGGCCAGACCGAAGGACGUACCCGGGUGGUCGCUCACAAAGAUCCGCGGAGGGAUUGGGACGCCGACACUGAGCGUGAAGCCGGGAGCCAUCCAUCUGGGCAGCCGCAUUUCCAGGCGCAGCCCCGUGGGAAGUCUUGCUGGAAAGGACGGUAAAGCGGAGAAGAGCGGUGGUGGCAAACCGGCGGGCAAAGGCUCCUUCUCCGCCGCCGCGUUGUCCAAGACCUCGGCGGCCAAGGCUACCAAAAGCACCGGAGGGCGGAGGAAGGUGUCGGACGCCAGUAUCGGGUCUGACGAUUUAUCCAAGGACUCGGGCUGCGCCCCAGGGAAGCUCUCCCCGACCGACAGCAGCUCCGAGCUAUCGGACUGCGCCUCCGAGGAAAACAAGCUCUCCGCGGACGCUGUGAGCAGCGACGCCGAGUCGAGGAGCAGCCGAGGCGGCGGGCCGGACGGAGACAAGUCGCUGACGGACAGAGUUAGCCAGCAAGCCGCCGCCGCCGCCAAGACCACCUGCUCCUCCGCGGAGAAAGACGACAAGGACCGUAUCUCCAUCGGCGUGGAGACCGGGGAAGGGAGCAUUUCCCCCGGCGAGGAGCGCUCGGUCACCUCAUUUGACAGCAGGGUGCCGGCAAGCACAUCUUUGGCUUUCUCAGACCUCACAGAGGAGUUUAUGGACGGCAUGCAUGAGGAGUUUGUCAGGGAAAUAGAAGAGCUGAGAUCGGAGAACGAUUACCUCAAAGAUGAGAUGGAGGAGUUGAGGUCUGAGAUGUUGGAGAUGAGGGACAUGUACAUGGAAGAAGACGUCUACCAGCUGCAGGAGCUACGGCAACAGCUGGAGCAGGCCAAUAAGACCUGCCGCAUCCUGCAGUACCGGCUCAGGAAGGCAGAGCGGCGCUCUCUCCGCGUGGCCCAAACAGGGCAGGUGGACGGAGAACUGAUUCGAACACUGGAGCAAGACGUCAAAGUGGCGAAGGACGUGUCCAUCCGUCUCCACAGCCAGCUGGACAGCGUGGAGAAGAAGAGGAGUCGUCUGGAGAAGGAGAACGAGGAGCUGAGGGUCCGACUGCAGGACCUGGAGGUCGCCAAACAGGUCCUGCAGCAGGAGAUUGACAAGAACUCCCAGAAGAAAAGAGGAGCACGACCCAACAACAAACCUGACAAGAAGCUCGGUCCACAGGAGGACAGUUCAGACCUGAAGUGUCAGCUCCACUUUGCCAAAGAGGAAUCAGCCCUGAUGUGCAAGAAGCUGACAAAGCUGGUGAAGGACAGCGAGGCCAUGAAGGAGGAGCUGGCCAAGUACAGGUCACUGUAUGGAGACGUUGACGCCUCGCUCACCGUGGAGGAGGUUGCUGACUCCCCCCACACCCGCGAGGCAGAGAUCAGAGUCCACCUGAAGCUGGUGGAGGAGGAGGCCAACCUGCUGAGUCGACGCAUUGUGGAGCUGGAGGUGGAGAACAGGGGGCUCCGAGCCGAGAUGGACGACAUGAAGGGACCACAAGAUGGACCUCAGGAACUCACUGGUGUUGGUGGUGGGCUGGGGAUGGGUCUUGGUCUUGCGGGAGGAGCCAUGGUGCUGGGAGGAGGGGCUUCAUCUGAAAAUGUCAUGGAGCUCCAGAGACACCUCCAGUUUGUGGAGGAAGAGGCGGAGCUACUGAGGAGGUCUCUGAUCGAGAUGGAGGAACAGAACAAACUCCUGAUGAACGAGAUCAACCGCUAUAAAUCUGAACUCCCACCGCUGACGUCCACACUGUCGUCCAAUUCAUUAACGUCGUUGACGGACGGGCUGCUCAACGACAGCCCGGUGCACUCUAUACAAGAAGGGGCGGUGCUUAUCAGCACGGACACCCCUGCCCAAGAGGAGGAGCUCCGACUUGCGAGGCUUCAGAUUGGAGAACUGAGUGGGAAGGUGAAGAAGCUGCAGUACGAGAACCGGGUGCUUCUGUCCAACCUGCAGCGCUGUGAUCUGGCCUCCUACCACGUUCCUUCCUCCUCAUCCUCCUCCUCCUCACUACGACUGGCUCUAGAAACUGACGCAGAGGCUGGAGACUCAGCUGAGUGCCUACCCACCAGCCCACCCCACCGCAAAGAGCCAGUAGGGGGUGAAAAUGACGGCCUGGAAAUCAGGGAACGGAAAACGAAGAUCGAAGACAAGGCUGACGCAACAGCUUCACUCCUUGGGUACCUGGGACAGAAGGACCGUGAUGCCUUGCUGGCCAUGAGGGACCAGGCUCGCUUGGUUUCCACGGCAAUACAGCUCCUGACCUCCCCCGAAUCCAACUGCCUCUCCUCCUCCCCAUCCAUCUAUCACAUGGUCUGCAGCAAUGAAGCAGCAGAGCCGUGUGACCUGGAGAAACCUCAACCUCACAGCCAGAUUUCAGAGCUGUCUGACCUAGCGGACCGGCCACUGGUUGGUGCUCUGACCAGCAGGCUUCAGGCCCUACACACCCAUCUGCAGGCCUUUGUGGAGCGGGUAGAUAGCCUGGGUAAACCCCCAGCAGGCGGGAGGGACCCUCAGGUAGAAGGAGCAUCUCCCCUGGCCUCACACUGCGCCUCCCUCAUCUGCUCUGGAGACGACCAGAAUGAACUUAAUGCUGCCGAGGAGAAGCAGCCUGAUUAUAGGGACCAUUCAGAGCCAGAGCUGAAAGGUCAAACUGAAGAGAGCAGCCAAUCAGACAGCAACGAGGCGCAAACGCAGGAAACCAGCCAGCUGGAGGAGCAAGAGAAGGAAACAGAUGAUGCACUCCCCUCCCAGCCCAGUGACCUCCAGGCCACGCUGUCUGAUGCAGAGGAGUCUGCUCAAGGGGCUCAGGAAGAGCUGGAGAAGGAGAGACCGACUCAGAAAGAAACCACUCGUAAACUCACACAGCUCCAGGAGGAGCACCAGAAGGCUCUGCUCCGUCGGGACUUCCAGCUGCAGAGUCUGGGUCUACAGGCUCGGCUGCAGCAGAAGUUAUGGAGCCAGGAGAGGAGUCUGCUGGUCCAGGAGUCUCAGCACCUCAAACAGGCCCUGUUACUGCUCAGCCUAAAGCUGCGCUGCUUCCUCAAACAGUGGAGACUGGGCUGCAAGAAGGACACAGAAUGGAAAGACAUCUUGGAGAUGAACAGCCUGAAGGAUCUCUACCUGCUGUUGGAGGAGGAGAACCUUACAAGCCCCGCCCACCAGACUGACAAGAGGUCUGCUGCAGACGAACAGCCACUCAGCCCAACGAUCAAGUCGAGUGCCGUGAGCAGCACUUUGGCAGACCUGAAGGUGUCGCUGCAGGAUCUGAGCGGUGAGCUGCGACAGGAGAGACAAGGCUCCCAGGAACUCACCCAGCAGUUCGCAAAGGCCAAGGCAUCAUGGGAAGUGGAGAGGACCGAACUGCAGAGCCUCAUCACGCAGCUGGAGACCAAAGCUGGUAAAGCAGCAGCAGCAGCAGCAGCCCUGUCAUCAACUGAUGCAUUAGAUCCUCCAGACCUGAAGGUGGCACUGAAGAGGGAGCGUGAAGAACACCAGCACCUCCUGGCUGAGUCCUACGCAGCUGUGAUGGACCUAACUAAACAGCUUCAGAUCGGAGAGAGGAACUGGGGCAGAGAGAAGCUGGAGCUGUUGGAGAGGUUCAGCCAGGAGAGAGCUCAGUGGGAGCAGAGACUGAGAGAGGCCACUGCACAACAGGGGAAGUCGAAGUCAUCAGGUGGCGAGACCUCAGCAGACACAGUCGUUGCUAAUGGAACAGGAUCCCCAAGGACCAAAUCCACAUCAGAGCUGGAUGGCCCAGAGGUCAACGGAGCAGCCAACCAGGAGGAGGAAAUCCAGUUUGCAGUCCCGCCUCCUUUGAUUCGCCCAGAGUUUGGUGACCUCACCGGGAAGAAUUGGACCUACCUGACCAAUGAAACCCCAGAAGUUGGGGAUACCUGUAAAACCUGGGAUGGUCCCAGCGGCUCCUGCGGCAGCCUAGUGGGAUCAGAGCUGGAUCUGGAGUCCGUCCAGAGGAGCUACACUGCUCCAGACCGCACCGGCAUCCGGAUCUACUACAGCCCUCCUGCCGUGCGACGCAUAGAGCACUGGAGAAGGAACCAGGACGCCAAAGAGACACAGCAGGCGCAGAACGGGAGCUCUUCCCUAGGACCGAGUGGCUGGGACGCGGUGGAAACCCUCGAGGUUCAGCGACAGCAGCAACCCUCAUCCUCCUCCUAUUCGUCCUCGUACGAGCAGUGGCUGAGCUCACUGUCCAAGCAGCACAGGGAGCUGCUGGAGAGUAGAAGCGGCUGCAUCGCACAUUCGAUCCCCGCUGUCGUCAGCAACGGCGUUGGUAGCUCAGCUGGCAGUGUGGUUGAUGGGAUGACAUCCUCUUCAGCCUUCCAUGGCCUGGAGAUCGGGGAGAUUUCAGCCAACUUAAGCGAUGACAUGAAGGAGAUGACCAAGUGUGUCCGCCAGGCCAUACGCUCUUCAUCUCUGGAGAGGAAAUCUGGCAAGGAACCAGGAAGUCAGGCGGUUGGCACGUCCACCAGGUCCACGCAGACCGCUGCCCAGUAUGUCAGCAUCGGGCUUCAAACCGACAACCUUCCCGGCAGCAGGGGGGCGGGGUUACACUCCAAAGCCUGGUCUCCUCGUCCCUCAUCAACAACCGCCUCCUCGUUGGUGUCGGCACGAACCCGGCAGAUAUCAACAUCACUGGAUAAAGUUCACAGCCGCAUCGAGAGGCCAUGCUGUUCACCCAAGUAUGGAUCACCGAAACUACAACGCAGAGUGUCUUCUGGCUCCACCUCCAGACUGGAUGGGACUUCCUCCUCCAGGGACCGCAGCCUGUGGAGCCUCCAGCAGAGACCCAUGGGUGGAGGCGGAGGCUCGGCCUGGGCUCGCUCCACCACCACCAGGGACAGCCCCGUCCUCAGCGGCCUCACCGACGGCCUCUCCAGCCUCUUCAGCGUUGUGGAACACUCUGGAAGCACAGAGUCGCUCUGGAGAGGUGACGGAGGAGCCAGUCAGGGUGCCAGUCCGGCACGGCAGCCUCCAGCUGCAGGAAAACCCUCUGGGGUGGCAGCCUGUGGAUCUGAACCCAGCUCUCAGCGGUACGGAGGCCUGGUCCAGGAGUUCUUCAGGAAUGUCUGCAGCAGCCGUGGCCAGGGAGGAGUCACCCUGCCGGUGGAGAGAGCGCAAAGAGACUCCAUGGGCAGCCUCAGAAGUCUGGGAGGCGUGGGGGGGUUCAGCAGCAUGGAUGAGCCCAAGCCAGAGUGCGUGUCAGCUGGGGUUGGAGGGCUCGGAGCGAUGGCUGGGUUGGGUGGAGGCAACGACAGUGUGACCAGGAUUGUUAAUAAGAGGUUCAUGAGACAGACGGCCGGGGAGGAGAUGGUCAGUAUCAUGGGAGGAGGGAAGGAAACGAUGAGCAAUGUCGGGGCUGUAGGAUCCGGGACGGAGGAUGCACCCUGUGACUGCGCUGCCCAGACUUCCUGCUUAGCCCGACCAACAAGAACAGCAGCUCGCCAUUCACUCGGGCAGUGCAAGCACCGCCCACAAGAGUCUCCAGCGGCAACCGAGGAGAAGAAGGACGCCUGCAGCGAGUGACGACACUUCUACUGCCACAUGCAAAGACACCCAACAAACAGGAACACACACACACACACACAAACACACACACACACAAAGCAAUACUGAUUCUAAACAAACACUAAACACCAUUGCCAUGAAAACACACUUUCUCACACUUCUCACAUCACCAAAUGUACAGACACACCUACAACCUGCCACACAGGCACACUGCCAGACAUAACACACACUGCUGGCACACUGCACAGACUGCCCCACAAACCCACUGCCACAUGCCCACAUUCAUACAGUUAUAAUUACCCCCCCCCCAGAGAGAACCCAGGCAAUAUUACACUUGUCUUGGACUGUACCAUUCUGAUGCCAAGGACAGCGAGGACUGACACUCCAACCCAGCAACGGAUCCAACCAUCACAAAACUACCAGCAGGACAGAAAACAUAGACACACACAUAAUCUCACACACUUAACUAAACAAAACCAACUCUGUGAACUGAAGAGUCUAACAAGUAAUAUGAUGUCACGACUGGCGCUACUAAGCCCCCCGAAACCACCGGCACCAUCCACCACCACCCCACCAAUUUACAGAAUAACAGGUAGUACAAGUGGUCUGUUUUGGUUUGGAAAAUCCAUCUCAAAAACAUCAUAUUUCCAGCGUGCUGUUGGAUUCACAGCUAAGCGAGAAGAAAGAAAGGAUGGAGUCCCAAUUUGAAUAUGCAUUGAAAGUGCAUGUUUUCCUAUCGGAGCUAUAAAACUGCAGAGAAGACAUCUUUAGCAACUCUGAAACCAUCAGCCUCUGAGACGUAAUCUGAUGGAAAGCUCAGAUGAUUUCUCCACAGAUGAUUUCUCUCUGAACCUUGUCAUAUACACAGCUGCUGCGCUGGGAAAUGCAGUCAUACCACUUAUAUUGAUUACCACAAUAAAAUCCAAGCAAGUGUCUCCAACAUGGACAUGAAAAACGACACAUCUUGAUUCUAGCUUUCAUUGUCUCUUAUCAGCUCCCAAAAGCAAGAACUCGAGGACUGUUGGACUACGUAUCCCAGCAUGACCAGACUCAGACUCCAUUGAUGGAUGUCUGAACUUGUCAGCUCUUAAUGAGACCAUAAAACUGAUCUCAGAGUACACCUCCUACCAUUGUUGUUUAGUGGCAAACCUGAACAACAAAAAUCUCUCCAGGCUCCUUAAGAUGUAAAAAUCCAUUUUGUUCCCAAAAGAACUUUGGCCAAAAAUGCAGGGACACUUUGUGGCAUCAUAGCCAUGUCUUAAACCUUGUAGAUGUAAGAAAACCUAUUCAAAGGUGUUACCUUCCACAGUCUGAAAGGGAGAUUAUCAUCAUGGUUUUUGAACUGUUGCAGUAGGCAGAAAGUGCCUGUCUGUUUAAUAUUUUUGAGAUAUUUCUUCCUUGAUGUCAAGGUUCAUCCAUAAAUCAGGCUGAUGAUCUGAUAAAGAUAUCUGGUGUACAGUCCUACAGCACACUGUCCUGAAACAUUUCGGUUGGUUACACUGAUUGGGGACCAUUUCUGAUUGAUGGCAAAGUUAACCUAAAAGCCCCUCUGCAGAUUUUGCUUGGCAUGGGAUAGAGAUCCGCUGAUAUCACUUUUUUUCCACUUGUACCAGGUUUUCAGAGUGCCUCAACCACUAGCUUGGGGUUAUGGUACAGAAGCCCAAACCAACACAUGAAAUUUAUUCCAUUUAUCUCUCUUCUGUAGUAAAGUACAAAAAAAAUCAUGCUCUUCUCCACUGACUUUACACAUUUCAUUUAAACUUUUGGGAAUCUGAUUUUCAUAAUUAAGGAAUUAUGAUAUUGACCUAUUAUCAGUGCAUCUUAACCCUCUAUAUUUCAUAGAAUCAGACAUGAACAGCAGGACAGAAACACUGAUACUCAGUGUGUCCAAACUCAUCUACCAUCAACCAGAAACACUCACUAACACUAAACUGUGUCCAAGGAGAAUUUAGUCGAUGAAUUCCUUUUACUAGAGAAACCAUUCAGACACCAAUUCUCUAUGUGUGUGUAUGAUUUGUGUGUGCGUUUGGCCGUUCAAUUCUCAGCUUUCUGUGUAACAGUACAUCAUUCCUAAGUCUAUUUAAUACUCAGCUUUUACUUCCUCCUUUCUCACGUUCAUCUGUCCUCGUUUUUUUUAGUGCUACACCGAUGUGAGCUAAUGUAUGAACCCUAUACACAUUUUUGAAAAUGUAGCGUUAUAACGAAAUCUUGAUAAACAAGCAGUUAAGAGCUGUGACUGUCCAACUGCGGAGUACUUAAAGCACUGAACGUUUUUACUUUUUUAAAGAAAUUAUUUCAUUAAAUUCUUAACUUACUUAUUUGAUAUUUCCAAACUUUAAUCAAACAGUUGUUGUAGUAAAUUAAAAAUGUAAAUCCUUUUUUUAUCUAUUUAGUUCCGAUGAAAGAAAAUGUCUUUUAGUAAGAUGUCUGCACAUUAUGAGAAAUAUCUGAGAAAGUUGUAAAAGACUGAAAAAUAUGUUAUAUUAGUGAAUUGAAGAAAAAAAAAACUGUUAAUUGAAAUCAGUUGUAUUUGGAAGGGUUUUUAUUACAUUUUUCUUUCUCCUAUCCAUUUGUUUGCCAUGUCAUUCUCUUUCUAAUCAAUCAACCAAUAUUCAAAGUGCCUGUCAGAUUAUUAGUCAGCUCACACCAAAACUGGACUCCAUAUGAAAAACACACAAACAAACCCAGCAGGCCUUUUUUUUUUUAAAUGAGUAAGAUUGUUUUUUUGCACAUGAUUGCGAACAGGCUGUACUAAAGCUACAAUUAAGUACUGUACCACAGUGGAACAAGGAAAGAAUGGUUUACAGGUAUAGUAGGAUAUAUUAACUUUUUUUAUACCAAGGGUUGUUGUAUUUCUGGAAAGUAAAUUAUUUUUGUUUAGUUUUGUUUAUUUUAUAUGAAUGUUUUUGCUGAUUUGCCUGUUGUUUCUAUUCUUUCUAUUUAGUUAUCAUGGUGCUACUUAGUGUAAAAUCUGCUGUGGGCUUGCUGCCUUUAAUGAGGCAUCUACCAAUCUAUCCAUUCAUUAUAGAUUAAUUAAAUAUGUCAAAGUUUGCGUAUGAGCAACAGUGGAGUGUUUCAUCGUCUCUGCACACAAUCUAAUGACUCAGCAGUUUAAAAUAGGGCAUUACAGUAACAGUGCAUGUAUUUAAAUAACACACUUAGGAAAACCCACAGUCUAAAUGCUGCUGUCUGUCUCCACUCCAGCUCAACUGCAUGAAACCAGUCGCCGCUUCAAAAGCUACAGGAAUAGGCUGUCUGAGUUUUGACCACAAUUAUACAACAGGUAGUUUUAGCCAAGAAAUCUGAUUGGUUUAAGACCACAGAAAUAAUAUGACCUCAAUGAAAAUGUUUCCAAGCGACCCAAAAAGCACAGCUAAUAAGGUUGAGUACACAUCCAUUCCUUUCCAUGUUCCAUGAUAUUUCCAUCUUUUGAAGCUUUGUAGUUGCAUCACACAAUUAAAAACCACAUCUGGUGUAGUUGGUGAAGUGUAGAUCCCCAUACUUCAGGGUCAGCUGAGAAAAAAACAUGAGCCAUGAAAAAAAAAAACUGAUUUCCAAGGAUACCAAGACACAGCAAACUUUAGUCUUUAGUCUCUUGAUUUUCAGCUUAAAAACAGCUCAGUUAAACUAAACAAAGUGUUAGCUCGCUAACAAGCUAACAGGUUCCCUUACCUUACCUAAAUGUAACAAUGCUUUUAACGAAUACUCCACCGAAAUCAACAUUCUGAGUAUCAUAUACUUACCACCCGAAAAGAUGGUUCUGAAAUGUUCGCAGUUUGUUUCGCCGCAACUGUCUUCCGUGAAAAUACAUUUUUCAAUGUCCAUGGAAAGUUCUCAAACCGCACUGCAGCUUAAUCAACUACUUUGCUGGCUUUCUGUGUGCUGAGCAUGUUUCAACGACAAUUAUAUAUUUGCCAAAUAUGGCUAAAUAUACUGCCUCUGUUUGACGCUGGCCUGGUUAGCAGUUGCAUUUAUUGCACACGUAUGCUAUUGCUAAGUAUGCUAACAUAGUCAGCAUUUAAAAACAAAGCUACUCAGUGGAGUAUUCCCCAAAGUUCAUAAUCAGGAGGUCUGGUACAUUUAUCAAACCUUAGUUCAGCUAUACAUCAAUUACCACAGCAGCUCAACAUCCAGGCUAAGUUGUUUUUCUAGCCAAGAAGUUAAAAGAAGCAAGAGUGGUAAUGACUCAUUUCCCACUUUUGACAAAUACUAACCAAUAAUACUAGCUUCUUAUGAAAGUGCACGGAUUACAGUACAUUCUGCAUGUUGUCAAGACAGUGAUAGCUCACUAGCUAGCCAACAUGUUAUUGUCCACACUCAAAAUAGUUCAGACGCAUUAGUGUGAGAUUUUUCAAAUGACUGAGUUAAUUUUUCCGCUCACUGGCCCAUUAGCUGGGGGUCUGAGUCGUCCCACAAUCUGUGCCACCACACACCAGGAUGAAUAGUCUGAAACCACAGAGGGACCUUUAUCAUACCCUAGGUUUAGCACCACCUAUGCUUUUUGAUAUAUAGCAAAACUACAGAAUCUGUCACAAUAAAACCAUUGAUCUCGUAUUCAUUCUUAAAAUCUUUCCAUAUAAUUGGCAAUUUGAACUGCGACAGGCAGAACUGGGACAGUAAUAACAGGUCUAAACAGUUAAUAUGAUUUUUGUUUUAAAAUUGGAAAAAAAUGCGACACCUAAAAAAAAUAAAAGCACAAACCUGAAACAAAUCAACUUUUUACACAAUGUUACAGAGAUUUGGCAUCAUGUACUCUAAAUAAAUUUAUAAAAUAUUGUGUUACUUUGAUCAUUCACAAUUUGAGUACUAAAAUCCUUCCAACGCUGAGCUAUUUUGUGAUUUAAUGUUAGUCUUUUCAGAAGUUCCUGAUAUGCCCACCUCAUUGACAUAGAUGAAACAAGAUGAAAAGUUAACCUGAUUCAGUUCUAACCCGUGCACUUUCUAAUACUCUGAGACGCAUCACUAAAUACCACAAAAGAUACUUCUAAUGUAUCUUUGACAUAAUUAUGAUCACUCAUCUGAACAUAUUUGAUGCCCCUGUGCCAGGGCCUUAGUCCUGCUGUCAUUUAAUGUCACUGUCAAUGAGAGAAGGUCACUUUAGUGCCUUUCCUCUACAUACUGUAUGAUGAUGCCAAGUUCCAGAUUAAUUACAUGUGGAAUUAAGAAUUAUUGUCUUAAUUUGUUGUUUUGCAGUACGUGUAGACUGAUUUGUGUUUACGUUAUUAGUCAGUGGUUGCUCUGCUACACACAUUGUGACCGACAAUAGAUGUUGCAAGCCCAUAUGGGAUCUCCGUGUAAAGGUAUAAAGAGUAGAGUAUGCCUUUAGAAAUGAGUUUUGCUUCACUUUUGUGUGACCAGACCUCCAAAUGGGUUGAAAUCUCGGACCAAGGUUACGUUUUGAUUAAAUGUUUUUCUGCUGAUAUAGCAGAGCCAAGCAUCAGCAUAUAUUUUAUAUGAUAUAAAUAUAUGAUAAGAGAGACAAAGUGAAGAUUCCAGGUUGUGGAUAAAACUGCCACUGUUGUUCUGCAACAUUCAUGUCAUAUGAAGGAUGCAAAAAACACAGAAUAAGGUUUCAUGUUUUUAACUGAUUUGAACACAAAAGAGUGUGGUCUUUAUUACUUAAAACAGUAAAAAUAUUUGUUUUCUUAAUUUCACCGCUAUAUUUGAUUUUAUGAUUAUUUAUUAGUAUAUCUCAGAGCUACUGGUAUUUACAGCAACCUGGACACAUUUUCUAUAAAAAUAUGAAAUGGCACAGUCAGCAUAAGACUCAAAUCGCUUUCUGACUCCGAUGUCAUUGGUCAGUUCUGUCUCUGCCUCUGCAGCCUUUCCACCUGUUUGUCAGGUGUCUCAUUUGCUCCUCCCCCUCAGGUUAUAAGUUCUAGGCAAUGCAGCCAAUGACAGAACAAUUCUACAGGUCACUCAGCAUCACCAGCCAAUGAGAGAUGAGUUCUUACAGGUUGCGUGGCACAAACCAUGAGUCUCAUUGUUCCCUAUGUGUCUGUAAGCCUGUUAGAAAAGUAACAUCUUUCCAGCCUUUUUAACGUGUUUCCAUACCAUUCAUAUGAUUAUUACAUCCUGGCAAUAUGUAAAUGAUUUCUUAGCUGUUGAUAAUGUUAGCUACACUAUUACCUAGAGGCGGCCUGUAUAUUCGCUUUAUAUAACGUACUCUUGUCAUUUUUAAAUAAUGCUUGAUUCUUGAAUAAAAGGAGAAUGCAAUGAAAGCUGAAUAAAGUGAGUACAUAGUAAGUAAAUUUGUCCCUUUGUAUUGCAACUUGAAAAGAAAGGAAAGGCUUGUACUCGCUCUGUCCUUUUGUUUCUCUGAGAAAAGCUGAAUGUCAACAGCCGAUCUGAAACCAGGUCUCUGUGGAAGUAUGUAGCUCUCUCCCUUUAUAGACCACACUUGAGCAUUUCUGCUGUACAUAGGCACAUUUUGAAGCUGAUGAAGAAUGAAAAACGGCAGCAAAUGUUAAAGAAGUUACAUGAGAAAAUUUGAUCCCGGUGGAUUUUUAAAGGGGUUGGGAAUUUUUGUUUUUGCAACCAAUGUAGCUUGCAAAACAAGAUAUUAUAACUGCCUCCUGUU